UAAGUUGCCUAUAAAAGAGAGCGAUCGAUUAAUACAUUGUCAUGAAAUUAAGCUCAAGUUAUCUUAAAACAAUAAUUUGUAUUUGAGAAAUGGAGAAAUCGAUAAUCCUUGUGUUUUCUCGAGCGUUGUCCCUUCUCCUUGUUUUGUCAUUUGCAACGUCAACUAUUGCUCAAGAAGUUGAGGAUGAGUCAGAAUUCAACUACAUUCGAGGGGAUGUAAGGGGACCUGAGAAUUGGGGAAACAUUAAAGAUGAAUGGGAGAAAUGUAAGACCGGCAAAAUGCAGUCACCCAUCUUUAUAUUUCCUGGCCUACCGGAAAGAAUACCCGAAUCCGACAGAGUUAUAAGGUCUUAUCAAACUGGACAGACAACACUCAAAAAUAGAGGUCAUGAUAUUAAGCUUGAAUGGAUUGAAGGAGGUGGGACGAUUCGAAUCAAUGGCGUUGAUUAUAUCCUACGUCAAUGCCACUGGCACUCUCCCUCGGAACAUGCAAUUAAUGGCCGGAGGUAUGCUUUGGAGGUGCACUUUGUUCAUCAAAGCUUAGACGACAAAAUCGCAGUAAUUGGAUUUGUUUAUGAUUAUGGAAAUCCUGAUCCUUUCCUUUCUUCGAUCGAAAAUGAAUUAAAAUUAUUAAUUUCAAACAAAAAUUCAUCAGAAGAAAUAAUGAGUGGUAUAGUUAAUCCAUCAGACGUACGGAUGGAAGGAAGUAGAUAUUACAGAUACAUGGGGUCACUCACCACCCCGCCUUGUGAUGAAGGUGUCAUUUGGACCGUUGAAACCAAGGUUGGAAGUGUUUCGUUAGAACAAGUGAAAUUGCUGCGAGAUGCUGUUAAUGAUGAUGCAAGAGAAAAUGCAAGACCAUUGCAGCCUUUGAACUGGAGAAGGGUGUCCCUCUAUGAUACAAGACUCCGCAUCGAGGACAAUGAUACUCUAAUCACACCAUAUGUAUCAUCUAUGUAAACACUUAACAAGUGUGCGAGUGUUGAACCCUGAAAUCCAUAUGGUUCUAAAUAAUUUAACAAAUAAAGGGUUUUAGGUUUAUUUCUAAAUAUUCCGUAUAAAUAAAGUCGGCAUUACUUGAUUAUAAUCGGUAUGCGGCCAAAAUGUCAAUAAAUACCAGUUAUCGUCGUUUAUGUUAUUAUGUACUAUUAAGUUCUA
Molecule: messenger RNA, 1157 nt
Organism: Spinacia oleracea (spinach)
Lineage: Eukaryota; Viridiplantae; Streptophyta; Magnoliopsida; Caryophyllales; Amaranthaceae
Product: alpha carbonic anhydrase 7
Exons: 7
Coding region: 90-959 (289 amino acids)
Biological process (GO): one-carbon metabolic process
Molecular function (GO): zinc ion binding; carbonate dehydratase activity
Source: RefSeq, a predicted model, not a curated record